Lytechinus pictus (painted urchin) is the source of this 4007-nucleotide messenger RNA. RefSeq names its product piggyBac transposable element-derived protein 5-like. The transcript has 2 exons. The record is from RefSeq and is a predicted model, not a curated record. NCBI's taxonomy places the organism in Eukaryota, Metazoa, Echinodermata, Echinoidea, Temnopleuroida, Toxopneustidae. Bases 286 to 2421 code for a protein of 711 amino acids.
ACUUACAAAACCGCUCCGCCUGGCCUGCAGAAUGGACAACAAUAAAGAUUAAAGUCCCUGGUACUGGUACAUGUACGUGUGUACACGAUGAUCUGAGUUUAUGCAUACACAAAGUUUGUGCAGUGUUUUCCGUGUCUGCAAAUAAUGCAUAAUACGUACGUACCGGCGGUACGCCUAAGCUAUAAUGGGCUAGCUGAGCCAAGGCAAUGGCGGUGAUAGACUUCAGCGGAAACUGAAUGUGGAUGCCACAAAUUACACUUUUUAACCCUUCGCAUAUCCUUCAGGAUGGCGAAUAUUCAGCAGUUGGCAGGUGGUGUUUAUGAUACUACCAGGGGAGGCCAGGGUCAAGGGGGCAUGCCUGGUGGUAUGCAAAAUGUACCCCCCAACAUGCAGCACAACAUGGGACCAGACAUGGGAGGCAACAUGGGUGGAACUGGCUCUAUGAUGCAUCCUCCUGUCCCUUUUGACUGUUCAGAUAUAGACUCCGAUGACAUCAGUGUUGAUGAACAAUCUGAAGGCGGUGGAUCGGACAUUGAGAAGACAUACACAAACUUAGAUGGUAGCAGGAGGGAGAUGUUUAAUUCUACUAUGAUCCAGCAAGCUUUUGCCCAGAGCAUAGGACUGGGAUUGGUGCAGCAGGCUGCCCAACAAGCAGCAAGGCAGGCUGCUGACAUGGGUUCCCAAGGUGCUUCCCACAUGCCAUUUCAUGGUCUCCAGAUGCCUCCUCGUGGCCAACCUCCGCCGCCUGCUUCCACAGUCGGAGCACCGACUUCUACAGCUUCCUCUGCACACAAGGGAAGGAAUGAGCAAGCCAAUCAGCCAUCUGGUUGGACUCAUCAAGUCAGAGCUACUCCACCCCCACCAUUCAAUGCUGUCCAGCCAGGACCGGGGAUAUUGUUUCCACCUGGUACACCAGAGCUGGACUACUUUAACUUGCUAUUCCCUGAGUCACUCAUUGAGCAAUUAAUGAUAGAGACUAAUCGCUUUGCAGAACAAAGCCAAGGUGAUAAAGCCAAUGCGCAUUGGCAACCACUGACUCUGACAGAAAUGAAAGCUUAUCUUGGUAUUCGCAUCUAUAUGAGCAUUCUUAGCCUCCCUCAUCAAGAUAUGUACUGGUCCACUGAUUGGCUCUUUGGUAACCUGGCUUGUUCGCAGAUCAUGCCUAAGAAUCGCUUUCAGAACAUAGCAAGGAACUUUAGUGCUAAUGACAUGACCACAAACCCGCCUGUGACUGCUCCAGAUCAUGAUAAACUUCAUGCCAUUCGCCCAGUUCUGGACACAGUUCUACACACUAUCAAAGAAUCGUACAAUCCACACCAGAACUUGUGUAUUGAUGAAACUAUAAUUACUUACAAAGGCAAGUUAGGUUGGCGGCAGAGAUCAGCUGAUGGUUCAACAGUAGGGAUCAAAGUGUGGAUGAGAGCCGAUUCCACUAAUGGUUAUGUGAAUGACUUUCAAUUCUAUACUGGCAAGUCACAGGCAGGAAAAAUGGAAGGUGGGUUAGCAGCAAGAGUGGUGCUAGAUCUCACCAAGGAUCUCCAUAAUUCUAAUGCCAUAAUUAACAUGAAAGGAUUCUUCUGUAGUCCUUAUCUCCUGGAGAGACUAUUUGACCUGGGAAUCAGGGGACGGGGAACUGUCAAAGCUGACCGCAAGGAUUUUCCAGAGGCUCAGCUUGGGUCCAAGUCUUUUACACAACAUGGUCAAUCCGCAGUUGUUCAGAAGGGCAAUACCUGCGCAUAUGCUUGGAAAGACAAGCGAGUUGUUCAUGUGCUGUCAACAGCAGAUGAUGCUACAGUAACUGACAAUGUGACCAGGAAACAGCGAGAUGGCUGGGUAAAGCCAGUCCCUUGUCCCCAAGCAAUGUCUAACUGUAACAAAUAUCUUCAUGGUGUAUCACACGCCAACCAGCUUCGUCUUGAGUAUCCUUCCUCUCGCACCUCCAACAAAUGGUGGCACUAUCUAUUCUGGUUCAUCUUUGACACAUGUAUGGCCAACGCAUAUAUCAUUAUGAAGGAGACCUACAUGAAUGCAAACCAUGGCUCUCUGUCUGGUACACGCAAGAUGUGCACCUUGGAGUUCAAGAAGAAUCUUGCCAAGCAGCUGGUAUCAGCGCAGAUGAUGACAGGAAAGAAGAGAAAGAGUCCCGAUCGCAACAGCAACUCGCCUCUCAAGGUCAAAUUUAAGAAGGUAAAAUCAAAGUCACCAAAGAGUGAAAAGAAAGGUGACAAGAGUGAUAAGAAGGACUCAAAGUCCAAGCAGUCGAGGCGCAAGCGUACGCCAAAGAAAGCCACACUUGCUGAUACAUCUGCAGCUUUGUUCUAUCCCAUGCAAGAUGAUAGUACAGGGGUGCCUGCUCAUGAACUUGGGACAUCCAAUGUAGAUGGAGCUCAAGGAGGACUGUCCAGUACAUCCCAAGAAUGAAGAGCAUCCUGGAUUUUUUUGUGGACUCUAUAUUCAAGAGAGCAUGUGUACCUUAUAUUUGAACAUCAGGAAAGUUAAUCUCAUUGGCUGAUGUUUUUUAAUACUUCAUUGUAGACACUGCAUAAUAUGAAACCUCCGUUUAUAAUCAUGGCCUAGUAGUAAUUGUGUGAUUUCUUUGAAAAAAAACCUGUCCCAACACAAUUUAAUAUCAGUAAAUAUUUUCCUAGCCUAUGUUAUCCCUGACAUACAUGUAGGGCCUCAAAUGAAUCGUAUGUUUCCAUGUGCUUUGAACAUGUGUAAUGUCAAGGGUUGUUUCUUAAAGUAUCACAUGACAUGUACAUGUAUGACAGACUGGAACAUGAAAAGUCAAAAUAUGAACCUAAGCUUAAUGAAUCAUGACAUAUAAAAAAAAAAUUACUUUAACUUUAAAUAAUUUCAAUUCACUGGCAGAUCCAGGGGGGCGGCAAAGCCUUUUUUUGCUUGCUUGUCAAAUUUUUUCUCAGGAAAAUGUGUCCCCCCCCCCCCCUUUUGCAAAAUCCUGGAUCUGCCCGUUUCAAUUGUAUUUCAGCAAAACUGUACUUUCCAUGAAAAUGUGUUUUAACGGUAAAAUCUCAUUCAACAUCUGCAUGUUGAGGCCCACAUUUGGCUUGCCAUAUUCCAGACACUCAUACAGCUUUUAAGUUAUAAGUCUACAAACAGCCGCAUGAAACAGCUCCAGAGGACUAUAUACUUGAGUAUUAUAUAAUUAUGUAUGUUGAAAAGUUACUUACAGUUUGGUCCAAAAGAUUAUACAACCGAUUAAAAAAAGAAAACUAAUGAAUGUAACUGUUUAUCCCUCUUGAUUGCUUUUGGAAUGUUGGACUAUGAAUGUCCAAGUGUGUGUCACUAAUCAUUCAGAGACUCAACUCUUCUUAAAAUGGAAAUUUGAGUAAAAUAUUGUUCUUCCCACAGAAUAGGUGUAUGUGAACAUUUCGAUCAUAACCAUAUAUGUUCUGGGUAUUAACAGAACUUUUUGCAAUAUUUACUUUCCAAUACUUACCCCUAGGCCCUGUAACACAGAGACUGCAGUCAAUUACCAGUUUAAAAAUGUGAGAAGUAGAUAGUAGGUAUAAAAGUUAAAUCUAUAAUUGAUCUUGAUUAGCCUUUGUCCUGUUGAUGCUUACCUUUUUUGACUUUGACUUUUUGAAAUAUUUCAUUGUAUUCUGCAUUAAUUUGAUUUCCAAGCACUUAUUUGUACCAUGGUUUCUGAACACCUUGGCCAGCAUUCUGAACUUGGGCUUAAUUCACACUCUGGUCUAUGUGGUUUCGCUAUGGAUAGCCAGUUGUGAGAAGUACAUUGAACAGUACAAUUUGUCAGCUCAUUUGACACAAGUUAUUCAUACAUUUUACUGACUGAAUAAUUACUGAAAUUGUUCUCUUCACUAUAACAUGAGAAAAGAGCCAAGUAAAGAUAUGAAACGUAACAUAAAUGCAAUUUUAAUAUUGUGGGCUUCCCAUAAUUUUAGCACAAUGUUAGACCAUGGCCUAAUUUAAACCAGAUUUUAGAAUAUGGGCCACAGAAUUUUGAUUUAACCUGGAUUAUUGAU